This is a messenger RNA of Mercenaria mercenaria, 1958 nucleotides long. Its product is annotated as anti-sigma-I factor RsgI6-like. The transcript is spliced from 13 exons. NCBI's taxonomy places the organism in Eukaryota, Metazoa, Mollusca, Bivalvia, Venerida, Veneridae. The record is from RefSeq and is a predicted model, not a curated record. The coding region runs from base 102 to 1805 and encodes 567 amino acids. Gene Ontology annotation, biological process: carbohydrate metabolic process. Gene Ontology annotation, molecular function: hydrolase activity, hydrolyzing O-glycosyl compounds.
UAAUAUAAUAGGACUUUGGGACAGUAUUCAAUUAGACGCAAGUGAUCAAGAAUAUGCUUCAAACAUUUUAACUGUCUAGAUAUUAAACGCCAAAUUUAGAAAUGUUUUCAGUGUUUUUCUUGUGUUUUGUUGUCUCUGUGGACAUAACCUUAGCUGGUGUUGAAAUUCUUAAGAACCCUGAUAUGGAAAUUGUUAAUUUCGACAAUAACUGGUCAUGCCAAGGAGGUUGUACUUUGACGUCAAGCAAAUAUCACUACAGCGGAUGGCACAGUGUUAUGGUUUCAAACAGAAGACAUAAUUCUAAUGGGUUGGCACAAAAUGUCGUUGUUACCCCUGGCUCUUCGUACAAUUUCACAGUGUAUAUCCGUCUUCUUAACUUGGAGCAUGGUUCAAUGUAUCAAACUGCGGAAGCGGUGUUGUCAUGUUCGGUGAAUCACGGACAUAAAAUAUAUAUGAAAUUUGGACACGACCCUUACGUCAGAGAGAAUACGUGGACACUGAUUGGAGGUAUACAUAAAAUCCCGCCAGCGGCACAUUCAUGUCAUGUAUAUAUACAAGUGUUCGGUGUGACUGUGAACUACCUGGUAGAUCAUACCAGUCUGCAGGUCGUGGAGGAAAAUGCCAACUGGAGGACAGAAGCUAAUGCGAGAAUUGAUCAGAUUAGAAAAUCUGACAUUUCUGUAACGUUGUCGUCUGCAUCACAAAAUGAAAAAUAUCAAGUAGAGCUUAUUCAAAACACUCACGAGUUUGCCUUCGGAAGUGCGAUCGGGGCGAAGCAAAUUGUUGAUCCGAACUAUCGCAAAUAUGCGCAAGCUUUCUAUGAUAAUUUCGAAUGGGCAGUUCUGGAAAAUGCGUUAAAAUGGAAGCAAAUGGAACAUACAAAGGGCCACAUAAAUUAUGACACGGCAAUGAAUGCACUGCAUGCCCUUAAUGGAAACGGAACAAAGGUGCGUGGCCACAAUAUAUUUUGGGGUGUAGCUAGGCACAUUCAGAAUUGGGUAACCUCGUUGAGCCGACAAGAGUUGCUGAAUGAAAUUGAUGUGAGAACCAAGGGAGUUGUUGGACAUACCAUCGGCCUUGUAGAACAUUGGGAUGUCAACAACGAGAACAUACACGGUGACUGGUACGAGAAGGCCACCGGAAACCCGAAUGUAACGAUGCAAAUGUUCCGUGAUGCGCACGCAGUCGAUCCCAAUGUGAAACUCUUUUUGAAUGACUUUGGUGUAAUGGAGAAGUAUGCCGCAGUGCCUCUACGCCAUCAAGCAGAACGCUUCAAACAAGCUGGAGUCCCAAUCUACGGUAUAGGAGUACAGAGUCAUAUAAAAGAUACAAACCUUGACAUUGGUCAAUUGAAGGGAAGUCUCGAUAUGGUCGCUGCAGCUGGCCUUCCUAUCUGGAUCACAGAGCUUAGUCUAGCUUCUCAUGAUGUACACUCCCGAGCAUCUGCCCUGACAGACAUAUUAACGUUAUACUUCAGCCAUCCGGCGAUAGAGGGCGUACUUUUCUGGGGAUUCUGGGACGGGAAAAUAUUUUCACCGGAAGUGGCACUGUUUGAAGGACCGGAUGUUACUCCAAAUGAAGCCGGUAGGGCUUAUCAGACCCUUUUCAAGACAACAUGGCGCACCCACGUGACCAGAGAUGUAAACGGGGAUGGUACAUUCACUGUCAGGGGCUUCAAAGGAGAGUACACGGUAAAAGUCAGUCACAAUGGGAGAGAACUCAAACGAGAAACUUUCAAGUUGGGAUCAGCCAAGCAAACCAUCAAUAUCAACGUUGGUGCAGCGUCGAGUAUAAUAGUUGGGUAGACAACAUGUUGUUCAACAUGCAUUAUUUAAAAGCAAAGAAAAACAGUCCAAACAUCAUAAAAUGCCUUUAAAUUCUUCUCAAAUCAGAAAACUGCAAAUGCUUGGUAAAAUACACAUUCAUUUCAUAAUAAAUUAAAUAAAUAAAAUUCUGAA